Molecule: messenger RNA, 861 nt
Organism: Mycena citricolor
Lineage: Eukaryota; Fungi; Basidiomycota; Agaricomycetes; Agaricales; Mycenaceae
Source: the annotation of a GenBank genome assembly
AUGGCGGAUUGGGUUGAGGGGAUCCGUCCGUCUCAAGCAUUGAAAUCAAAUAAGCCAAAGCCGCAGGGGGCAGAAACAAGGGAGCCAGAGCUGGAGGACAACAGUUUCGAGUCCGCCAAGAUUCUGUUACCAACUUCUGCUCUGAAUCAGUGUGAGAACUUGUUUGCUGCCGCCGAUGAGAUGCGAGCUAAAGCAAGCUCAAUGUUCUUUGAUGACAAGGGACUGAUGGGUCUCUCUUGUUGUCACGACAACCUGCUGUUCUUCACAAACAUCAAGACACCAGGAGAGCAACAAUUCUACAUGUUCGCUCUGCUUGAGACACUCUUUCAGCAUCUGCCUGUCCACUUUUUGGUCGGAUUCCUCUAUGACAUUGCCUACAAACUUCCGACAGGUCAGUCCAAGAACACAGCCAAGCUGGCAGUCAAAGAUGCCCUACGAACCAGUCAAGCCGUCGCCCAAUUGUGGUUCCAAAUGAGGACGCUGAACGACACCAUUGGCAACAUAGAUGUGGACCCGGUGGACCUGACAUUUGUGGAGGAGGAGCUUCCCCAAGUGAUGAAGCAGUAUGAGAAGGCGGUAGUUGCGAUGCACAAGAAGAUGAGUCAGCUGGGUGCAAACAGGUUGUGGAUGAACGCGUAUGCAAUCUCGAUCCAAUUGCAGACAAAGCUGCAGCAGCGGAAGUUCGAGCUUGAGCGGGUCAAGCAGCACUUCCACCACAACAAAGCGGAUGCAAAGCAGACUACGCACAUUCAGGAUGCCAUGAAUCAUUGGGAUUCACACAUCAAAGAUCUCCAACACUCAUCCAACAAGAAGUGCGAUCAAAUGAAGGAGCUCAUCAAUGCGAAUAAAUCUCCUCAAUAG